Molecule: messenger RNA, 1179 nt
Organism: Sodiomyces alkalinus F11
Lineage: Eukaryota; Fungi; Ascomycota; Sordariomycetes; Glomerellales; Plectosphaerellaceae
Exons: 2
Coding region: 1-1179 (392 amino acids)
Biological process (GO): chromatin remodeling
Cellular component (GO): nucleus; Ino80 complex
Source: RefSeq, a predicted model, not a curated record
AUGGAUGACGACGGCCAAAGUACAGCCUCCGUCGAUCGCGACGUCAAACACGAACACCAAACCUCCAAAGACAUGGCCAUGACCGAUGCCAAACCUACCUACAAGUCAUGGAAGAAAAAAUACCGGAAGAUGCGCAUUAGCUUCGACCAAAAAAUGCAGGAAUGCGAGCAACUGCACAGGGAAGAACAAAGGGCUCUUGCCGUGGCAAAGCGCAUUGCUAUUGAGAAUGACCGCAUGCUUGACCUGCUUCUCGACAUGAAUGAGUCGGAUCAGAUUCCCGUUGAUAAACGUAUCAACAUUACUCUAACAACACCUGAUUCGGACGAUACUAUCCCUGAUGCCGAAAACGCUUCUUUAUCAGCUUUCGCAAAGCCCACAAAGUCUUUGGGAGAGCUUCUCAAAGAGGUUCCCCACACGUCGUACGAUCAAGCAAAAGACCGUUUCCCCGCGGCCGUGGCCGACCUCGAACCGUUUCCCGGAGAAUCCCAUCCGCCGACGUUUCUCACUUCGGACGACAUGGACGACUACCUGUACAGCAUCGAUCGGCGAAUUGACGACACAAAACUUCUCCCUACACUAGCCCCCUCUGCCCGCCCGAACGCCGGCUCCUCCCACAUCAACCCCUACACCAGCCAGAACAUCGCACUCCGCAACCCGGUGAGCGUGUAUAACUGGCUCCGGAAACACGCACCCAAGACAUUUCUCCAGGAUACCGAGACGCCCGCAGCUGACGAGACACACGGCGACGAGACUCCUGCCGAUACCAAGCGGAAAAGGCGUCCGGCUAUCGGCACCGACAGCGCCUCCAAGUCGGCCCGCGGCGGUAAGGCCGCUAGGGGCGGGAAACGGCGCACGGCGGCGGACCGGCUGAGCGUCCAGCAAAAGGAGUCAGACGCCUGGGAUGUCAGCAUGGACGAUGACUUGGACAUUUCUUCCUUAUCUACACCCGUCCCGGCCUCGGCACGGGGCGGCGGGAAGCGAAAGCGCGAUGAGGACCCUGGUUACCGCCCCAAGGGGGGCUCGGGUACCCGGCCUGCAAAGAAGAAGCGGAAGAGCGCUGGCGACGGCGGUGAGGUUCCUACACCGACAGCGAACAAGGGUGGCUCGUCGGCGCGGCGGUCAGCUAAGAGCCGGGCGUCGGACGUGCCGAAAGCGAAGGCGGAAAAGGCUGAUGACUGA